Petromyzon marinus (sea lamprey) is the source of this 2996-nucleotide messenger RNA. Lineage: Eukaryota; Metazoa; Chordata; Hyperoartia; Petromyzontiformes; Petromyzontidae. The record is from RefSeq and is a predicted model, not a curated record.
CGCCACUCGUGUAGCGAGAGAGAGAGGGCGAGUGAGAGAGAGAGUGUGAGAGAGCGAGUUGCGUUAAACGGCCGCCGAUCUCAAUCGCGUUCACAUCAAGCCGGAGCUCGCAUUCCGCACCAGCCCUGCAGCCUUAACUCCACAGCGCCUCCGGCCCGCGUGAAGCGGCGGUCUCUCCGCGACCCCGACACAUACACAUCCAUCCACACGCACACACACGCACACAUCGACUCUCUCGCACACACACGGACACACGUACGUCGUAGCCCUCCCACAAGUCAAAAACUACGCGUGCACCAACACCACCGACACAGCCGACGUCGCACACAAGUUACUUGACGCCGCGCGAGCAGCAAUGGCCCUACCGGACAAUGCCAACAAGCUGACCAACGGGGAGGCGACCUCAUUCGCCGAGGUCAUCGAGCUGAACGUGGGCGGCCAGGUGUACCUGACCCGCUGCGCAACCCUGGUCAGCGCGCCCGACUCGCUGCUCGGUCGCAUCUUCUGCGGCAAGCCGGGCGGCGGUGGCGCCUCUCUGGGCGAGAGUCUCUCGCGGGACGGCAAGGGCCGCUACUUUAUCGACCGCGACGGCUUCCUCUUUCGCUACAUCCUCGACUACUUGCGCGACAACCGGCUCGUCCUACCCGAGCACUUCCCCGAGCGGAGCCGCCUCCAGCGCGAGGCGGAAUUCUUCGGGCUCCCCGAGUUGGCACGCUCGCUGGCCCCGCGUCGCAUUAGCACGCAGAACUCCAUCACGGACGCGGACGCGUGCGCCAGCGACUGCGACGAGAGUUCGCCGUCCAGCGAGACGACGAUUCGCGGAGGCGGCGUCUGCGGCGGCGGCGGCGGUGGUGGUGGCGGUGGUGUCAUUGGGACGACCACGUCCCAAAGCUCCGGGCUGCAGUGUGGAGUCGCUGUCGGCGGUGGCGUUGGCAUCAGCUACGAGCGUCGGCCCGGCUUCAUCACGGUGGGGUACCGCGGCUCCUACACGGUGGCGCGCGACAGCCAGGCGGCGGACGCCAAGUUUCGACGCGUGGCGCGCAUCAUGGUGUGCGGGAAGACGGCGCUGGCCAAAGAAGUGUUCGGCGAGACGCUGAACGAGAGCAGAGACCCCGACCGCCCGCCCGAGCGCUACACGUCGCGCUACUACCUGAAGUUCACAUUCCUGGAGCAGGCCUUCGAUCGCCUGGCAGAGGCCGGGUUCCACAUGGUCGCAUGCAACUCUAACGGGUCCGCGGCCUACGCCGGCGACCUGAGCGAAGACAGAAUUUGGACCAACUACACCGAAUAUGUCUUCUUCCGUGAGUGAUGAUGAUGAUGAUCCUGAUGAUGAUGCUGCGUAGGCACGUGGACUCUGCUUACUAAACUAUAGACUCUCCCCCCCCCACCUCCACAACCCACACCCACAACCCCUUCCCACUACAACCGCCGCCAAUCCUCACUUCUCCUCCUCCUGUAAAAUGACCCACGACCGCGCACCGCUAAUGACCCGAGUUGAACUCCGAGCGCGGAUGCGUGGCACCCCGAUACUUCGUUGUGUGUCCGGUCGGCCGCGCCUACGUCUCUUCCCCCGUCUUGUGAAGAACUUUUAUCGUGUGGACCCGAACUGAUCCCCUUUGCCCGAUCCAACCAGAUCCGAUCCGAUCCUCCUUUGUACUGCCUCGGUUCCUUGACUGCUGCUGGUGCUCCUGCUGAUGAUCAUGCUGAUGACGAUGCCUAGAUGCUUCUGACCACGUGCGUUCAUGCGCCAGCGCUCGCCUUUAUUAUUGACCCCUGUGCAAGUGUCUCAUCCUCCCUGUUUCCCACCCACCCCCUUCUUGCAUACCCCCCCCCCCCCUCCACGUCUUGAACUUCUGUUGCCUUAUCGGCUGCGGCAGCGGCGUCAGGCGACAUUCAUUACGGCAUAUGCGAGCACUCUUAUCGAUUACAACUAAACAUCGUGCUGUUUGUUGCUGGUCGCUUUUGGGGCGUGUGUUCAGCAGCCGUGGGAAAUUGAAAGUCAGCCCUGUGGCAUGGCCCUGUUUUAAAAAGUGGUGGUGGGGGGCAUACAAAUCACGGGUAAUUGGGGGGGGGGGGGUGGAGGAGGAGGAGGCGACGGCCAAUGUUAGACAAACUUUAAAACAAAUUCUAAAACGCCAAACAUUAUUGGUUACGACGCGACCCCCCAGUGAACAUUCCAACGUUGGGCCAACGUUGGGGCAACGUUAGCACGCGGUGGCUAUGCACGCGCCCCUUCAAUCCAGCGCUGUGGAGGCAGCAGCGAGAGUUGAAAACUCCCUUCCCCGUGGCCGUCGAGGAGGAGGGAUGGAGGUGCCCCUAACCCCCCAUCCUGGCUCGCCCAGGAGAGGGCCAUGCAGCCAGUGGAGUUUUCGCCGUCCGCUGUGCGUCUGCUACGGGGAAGAUGAAGGUUGUUGCUGACCCCUCGCGCGCGUGGGGAGUUCUCCGGGUGCUCCGAUUCACUCCCGCGAAUCUAAAGACUCGUCGUUUAAUUGGCUGAAAAGAUCUUAACAUAUAACAACAACAACCUCCAACAUAGCGGCAGGACCCUCCUGAAAAGCAGCCCUGCGACUCAGUGUGGCUAUUAUGGAUAAAUAAGUAAACUCUAGUACUGUUAUCACGUGGUUGGAACCUGUGGCCCAACGUUGGGCCAACGUCUGAUAUUUACCAAGCUCGUCAUGCAUUCCGCUCGUGCUCUCACCUCCCCGUGUACUCGACGGGGAUGGCGACGGCUUCGGGAAGCCUUCGUGCAGCGGUGUAUAGAUCAUAGCCGCUGGCGCUGAUGGCGAUGUGACGCCAAACGGAGCGAAUAUGAAGGGUAUACGAUGGGACCAUGCCAUGCCCUGUCGCGCAUUCUGCCGUCGCUUUCACCUGCCGCUGCCGUCGUGUGUGUGUGUCGCGUGUGUGUGUAUGUCGUGUGUGUAUGUCGUGUGUGUGUCACGUGUGUGUGUGUCGCGUGUGUGUGUGUGUAUGUCGUGUGUGUGUCGCGUGUGUGUAUG